CAGCAAGGCCUAUUAAUAGCUCAGCCCAAUGAGUUUGAGGCUAAACAUCGACCUCCUGUCAUCCAGCAUCUACCCCCACUCAGUGCUCCUCAGCCAGCAUUCAGUGACGCCCCAAAGAUCAUUGAACAUGGAUCCUUCACAAAAGCUGUACCAACCAGGGAAAAGAAAUAUGUACGAAGGGUUAGUGACUCCAUCGGCAAUAACUACAGUCCCAGAGCAAGGAACUUUACAACAGCCCAGAUCUAUGAGUCCACAAAGCUGGCAUACACAGUGGAAGAAACCUACUUCCUGUCUCCAAGAAAAUCAGUUGGAUCACACUGCCAGACUACCUCAGCUUGCAGCCUGCCACCACUAGACAGCACGAGAAGACUCAACACAGCCAGCAGCAUACCUCUCAGUGGAUCCAGAUACCACACAAACCAUGACCAUGAAGAUGUCCAGGCUGGUUCAUGGAUUUCUGAACCAUCACAGCAGUUGUUCCCUCCAAUUAAUGGUCACUCUACUGACAGUCAAAAA
Molecule: messenger RNA, 516 nt
Organism: Candidula unifasciata
Lineage: Eukaryota; Metazoa; Mollusca; Gastropoda; Stylommatophora; Geomitridae
Source: the annotation of a GenBank genome assembly